AUGGUCCACCGCAUCGCUUUCUGGAGUUGCUUCGGCCUCGCCGCUCGCUUCUGGCAAGUCGGCAUCGAGAUGCGCCCCUUCUUCAACCGCUCCUCGCUGUGGGCAUACCCGGUGUACGCCCUCGGCGGCGCCAGCUUCGGCUACUGGCUGCAGGGCGUCGACGACCGCCAGUCCAAGGUGCUGAGCGAGCGCAAGGCGUUCCUGCUGCAGAAGCGCGCGCGCCAUGCGGAGCGCGAGGCGGCUGAGGCGGCCGAGUAA
Molecule: messenger RNA, 258 nt
Organism: Cordyceps militaris CM01
Lineage: Eukaryota; Fungi; Ascomycota; Sordariomycetes; Hypocreales; Cordycipitaceae
Product: NADH-ubiquinone oxidoreductase 14 kDa subunit
Exons: 2
Coding region: 1-258 (85 amino acids)
Source: RefSeq, a predicted model, not a curated record